AUGCGUUACGAAGACUGGGAUGUCUUGCUCUUCCCCAAGGACUCCAAGGUCCCCAUAAAGGAAUUCAAGACGCAGUGCCAUGUAGUACACGAUAGUGAUUUUGCUUACACCCAUGGGAGCUACGGCCUUCCCACAAUGACUUGCUUCAUACCUGGACUCGACUGCGGAAAGUCCUUCAGCAUCUCACUGCACUCCUGGAGCGAACUCCAGACCAGUAACUUCACCAAGACCAACUUCAACAACCACGCCCAACUUGUCGUUUUCGAAGCUCGUAUUUUCAUCGAUGGACGUUUGGUUGCAUCGGCGCCCUUCAAGCGUGACACGGCUUGGCCCCAGCUCAUCAGUUUCGGUUUCGACUUCAAUAGAUACGGCGAGCUAGAGAAUCUCAAGUUCCCGUCGUUCCGGAGCGAGCUGUUGCGACAGGACUAUUGGAGUCCCGCCGAUGAAAUGGGCCGCAUCAAGAUUAUCAUCAGUGAAGGGUUCCCUCGCGACUCAGUCACCAUUCCUAUUGAGCGUGUCAAGAACCUCGUCGCAUUCUCUUUCCAGCAUGCCCCCAUCGAUAUUCUCGAGGCUUCGGGUAUUGCAUGGCCCAACCCUUCCAUGUGGCGACGCGGACCCAUGAAUCCAACCAUGCCAGUUCCGACUGAGUUUUCUGCUGACGGCUGCGAUUCUCACGUCCACUCUCCGCGCAGACGAUCGACUCAGGUAUCACAUGCCUCAAGGAACAAUGCCAGCAUCAGCUUCUUGGGCUCAAUGCCGAAUACCCAGGCGUUCCUUCAGAAUCCGCCUUAUGGUGGACGCCCCAAUGCAGGAGACCCAACGUCUCUGUCCGAUAUCGACUGGGCAAGUGGUAGUCUGGUGUCUUCGGGAUUUGCGACAACGCUGACGAGCUCUCUACUCAAUCAGCCCAUGCCUGCCCCAUGCAAGUCCAACACUUCCAGCUCGCCACCCAGUUCGCGAACUUUCUCUGGAGUGUUCUCAAGCCGCUCCGGGUCAAAUAGUGAUGACCUUGGUAUAAAUCUGGCCAGUGUCAACCCAGCCGCUACUCUUAUCAACAACAACGAGAGCAGCGGCGAAAAGGUAGUCAAACGCAGUCGACAUGCCACGCCUGCAAGCACCGGUGCACCGGAAGAAGAAGAGCCCAGACGAUCGACACCUCGAGUUCGGAUCGGGUUUGGGGAGAAUAUGGCCAGCUAA
This is a messenger RNA of Pestalotiopsis fici W106-1, 1197 nucleotides long. RefSeq lists its product as uncharacterized. NCBI's taxonomy places the organism in Eukaryota, Fungi, Ascomycota, Sordariomycetes, Amphisphaeriales, Sporocadaceae. The transcript is spliced from 4 exons. The record is from RefSeq and is a predicted model, not a curated record. Bases 1 to 1197 code for a protein of 398 amino acids.